Molecule: messenger RNA, 669 nt
Organism: Andrographis paniculata
Lineage: Eukaryota; Viridiplantae; Streptophyta; Magnoliopsida; Lamiales; Acanthaceae
Product: cadmium-induced protein AS8-like
Exons: 3
Coding region: 88-597 (169 amino acids)
Source: RefSeq, a predicted model, not a curated record
AUCGACUUCACAGUUCAAAGCUAUGCUCGAUGGCUCUUUUCAGGUCCAGAACAUUGUGAACACGGGAUCCUGCAAUUCCUGGUGCGGAUGAUUCUGAAGAGCUUCUUCAGGAAAUACGAGAAGUGGAAUCCAGUGCAUCCAACCUAUGGAGCCUUUUGGGGCAUCGGAGUAGGCGUUGGUUGCGGUGUUGGAUGGGGGCCUGGCUUUGGCCCUGAUGUAAUUGGUUAUGUUGGUGCUGGAUGUGGCGCUGGAUUUAACGUUGGUGUCACCCUGCUUGGUGUUGGUAUCGGCCUUCCAGCCAAUUAUCUUUUGACAUUUCCACGAAGUGCUUUAAUGGCCACAAGGAGCAAUGAAACUGAAGUUGCCCGAGCCAGAAGUCUACUAGGAAACAGAAGCAGCAGUGUCGGGGAUGGUUGGGGUUCCAUCCUAGAUAUACCAAAAAGUCCAUUUGAAUCGUUUCCAGGCUUCAAGAUUGGGAACUCAAACAACUUGCUUGAUGCGAAUACAAUGCUGGCUUCCAGUUCUAAACAUAUUGUUAGUUGUCUGCAAAGCUUUCGUCGGCGCUUGUUACCUUCAGAUAAAGGUAUGCCCAAAUAGUGUUAAAUCUGCUUGUACUGUUUCUUGUUUGAUUCUCCCAAGUGAAACAAAAUGAAAUAUCUUCUUCUUUCC